AUGGCUUUACUUACUCCAGGGACACACCAAGCAUAUGUGCGUGCACUAUACAAAAGCAUUCUUGCAGAGGGAUCUCGAUUUUUUGAUGAUAGGGCAAGAACUUUUAUUGUCAAUCGAGCACGUAAAUUAUUCAAAGAAUACAUCACAUGUACAGACGAAGCCAGAAUUCAAAACAAGUUAGCUGAGGCCAGAAAGGCAAGUCUGGACAAAGUUGGAAGAUCUUUGAAUCGUCUGCACCGUAUUGAGAGAGCCAAUCAAGGAGAUCUCAAGAGCGCUCUUAAAGUGCUUGAGGCUGCGUACGGAAGAACUGGAAAAACCAAACACAAGUUACUUCACCCAUUCGUGUAUGCAAAUUUUCCUGAAGACAUGGUGCGUCCUGAACCUCUCGUUCCGCAUGUCCCCCACACAGCCCCUCCUCCACCACUCUCUAAGCCAGUGUGUGCAUUAGUGCGUCGACUUAAAAAACCUCUUGAACCUAAGCUACCAGAAUCCCCUUACAAACCUUUACAUCGAGGAAGACAGGCUAAUCUGUUGUGGAAAUGGAGAUCGAAUCUGCUUGAGCGGAUUGAAGUCCCUUUACCAUUUGAAAUCGGGUGUGAGUUGGAGACCAAGAGUGGUUUGGACCCUCUCGAUCCUCGUGGGGCAGCCAAUACUCUCAAGGGAGGACCUCGGUGGGAUGAGAUGUAUGGUGACCGUGGGCAGGAUGCGGACAUAAUGCAUUUGUGUCCGACUAGUGUGCUCGUGCCACUCUCUCGGCUUCAACGUCGACCUGCGCCACCAUCUCCCUACACAGCUGGUGCAUCACCAUAUGCAACACUUUCAAUGGUACAUCUUCUGGAUCCUUCCUUUGAUGUGCCUUUGGAGACCACAUCUGUUCCGGUUGAUCCGCGUACAAAGCGGCGUCUUUAUCGGCGUCUACUCGUCAAAGUGCCUUACCUGUCGCCACUCCCUACUGCAUCAAAGUUGUGGGACAACACCUCCUACACGGCAACUAGUUCUUGCAUAGUUCCUACAAGUGUUUUGAAUGUUCUUCAGGACGAAGAUAUCUCAGAAGAAAGCCUUCGAGCAUUUGAAAAGAAGAAGAGAGGAAGGAAGUGA
Molecule: messenger RNA, 1098 nt
Organism: Phycomyces blakesleeanus NRRL 1555(-)
Lineage: Eukaryota; Fungi; Mucoromycota; Mucoromycetes; Mucorales; Phycomycetaceae
Exons: 4
Coding region: 1-1098 (365 amino acids)
Source: RefSeq, a predicted model, not a curated record